Molecule: messenger RNA, 3402 nt
Organism: Panthera uncia (snow leopard)
Lineage: Eukaryota; Metazoa; Chordata; Mammalia; Carnivora; Felidae
Gene: SINHCAF
Product: SIN3-HDAC complex associated factor
Exons: 6
Coding region: 300-965 (221 amino acids)
Biological process (GO): negative regulation of cell migration
Source: RefSeq, a predicted model, not a curated record
UUUCUCUUUUCACCUCCCCCCCACCCCCCAGUCCUUCCACACACACACACACACACACACAUACACACGCACGCACAGGAAGUUUUGUCUUGGAGAUGGCAUUGCUGGGAGCAAUGUUCUCGUGAUCUUCAGACCCCGGGUUCUUUUGUAUACACGUUUAGUUUGCCUUUUCUAAUGGGGUAGGGUAGUGGAAGCAAACCGAAAGUCUUGGGGUGGGGGAAGUGAGUGGAGGCUGCAAACGACUGAGGAGUCGCCGGAGUUGAGGGAUCCACGUUGAAGACUAUUGCCCAGAAGAAAAGAUGUUUGGUUUUCACAAGCCAAAGAUGUACCGAAGUAUAGAGGGCUGCUGUAUUUGCAGAGCUAAGUCCUCCAGUUCUCGAUUCACUGACAGUAAACGUUAUGAAAAGGACUUCCAGAGCUGUUUUGGGUUGCAUGAGACUCGUUCAGGAGACAUCUGUAAUGCCUGUGUCCUGCUUGUGAAAAGAUGGAAGAAAUUGCCAGCAGGAUCAAAAAAAAACUGGAAUCAUGUGGUAGAUGCAAGGGCAGGACCCAGUCUGAAGACAACAUUGAAACCAAAGAAAGUGAAAACUUUAUCUGGAAACAGGAUAAAAAGCAACCAGAUCAGUAAACUACAGAAGGAAUUCAAACGUCACAAUUCUGAUGCUCACAGUACCACCUCAAGUGCCUCCCCAGCUCAGUCUCCUUGUUAUAGUAACCAGUCAGAUGAUGGCUCAGAUACAGAGAUGGCUUCUGGCUCUAACAGAACGCCAGUUUUUUCCUUUUUAGAUCUCACGUACUGGAAAAGACAGAAAAUAUGUUGUGGGAUUAUCUAUAAAGGCCGUUUUGGAGAAGUCCUCAUUGACACACAUCUAUUCAAGCCUUGCUGCAGCAAUAAGAAAGCAGCUGCUGAGAAGCCGGAGGAGCAGGGGCCAGAGCCUCUGCCCAUCUCCACUCAGGAGUGGUGACUGAGGUUUAGGUAGAAGGGGAACAAAAAAACGAUUUAAAUUUUGGAAAGAGAACAAAGCAACAAAACCCUCCUAUUUUUAACUUGGAUACCUGCUAUUCUGCCAAAAGACACUUUCUAGAAUAGUUUUGAAUGGGUUGUUAUUUCUCCUCCAGUUCCACAAACUCUGAAGCCAGUGUCUAGCUUACUAAAAGAAAAAAAGUGUACAUAAUAUUUAAGAUGCUGAGUAUUUCAUAGGAAAGCUGAAUGCUGCUGUAAAGUGCUCUUUAAGUCUUUUUUUUUUUUUUUUUUAUCCCCUUCUAAUGAAUGAAUCUAGGGGAAUUUCAGGGGACAGAGAUGGGAUUUGUUGUAUGAUAAACGUAUGUAGUUUUAGUCUUUCUAUAUUGAGAAGCAGUGGUUGGGGCAUUUUUAAGAUGGCUGGCUAUACUUGUUUUCCUUCAUGAUAAGAAAUUUGUCAUAACUCAGUAACGUGGACUUGCCCCAAGAGGUAGUUGUUAAUAAUUUAAGGUCUUGCCAAGGUUCUGAUGAUUCAAACCUGUACUACUGAAUAUUAAGCAGGACAGACUAAGCUCUCUGGUGCAAAUGCCUUGAAGGAAUAGUUUCUAAACAUACAGAGAGGUAACUUGAGUGUAUAUGUUGCAUCCUCUGUCACCUCCCUCCAUAUUCAUUUUUGAUAAAGAUUUUAAUCUAUAUUGAAACUUCUAAAGCAGAAUCAAAGCUCCUCUGGGGAAAUGUCAAGUUUUAGGAUGAGCAAUCCUAAAUGAAGAGAACCAAAGCAUUACCGCAUGGUAGAGAUCACAUUCUAUUAAAAAUGUUAAAUUAUCUUUAAAAAUGUACAAGUCUUCAGGAUGGCACACACAAAAAAGCAAAGGUUAAUGCUUCUUGGGGCACAUUUCUUAGAGGGCUUGCCUAGUGUGUAAAUAAUUGACUUUUGUUUGUGUUACAUGACUGGUGACUUCAUUGAAAAUCUGCGCAAUUCAGUUUUAGCUCUGGAUUACUUCAGUUGACCUUUGUGAAGGUUUUGUCUGUGUAGAGUGGUUGUUUGACUGGUUUUAACCUAUUAGGGUUUGGGGUUUUUUUUUUUGUUUUGUUUUUUUUCCACUCUAUAUUAAAGUAAAAUUCUAAAAGAAAAGAGGUGUGUGUUAAUGCUGAGUGGGCUGGUUUAGGUUUGACUUCUUUUAGUCAGGCUUUGUGAACAUUGAGAUGUUAGAUGAUGCAUCCUGAACACGGAGCUCUUCGAUUCCAAAAUCUUCAUUUGAAGCCUUUUUACUUGAACCCAAACCAAAGUACUGUCAUUGCCUCUUUUUUAAACGUUCAGGAAUAACCUAUCACCGGUUCAGACUUCUCAUAAUUAGGGAGGAUCAUUUGCCUACCUUAUAAUAACAUGACUCAGUGCUUAUUUUUAAAACUGGAUUUUAAAAAUUAGAUAGUAUAAAUAACAGUAAGGAGUGAGCCACUUUUUACGGGCACCAUAUAGUUUUAUAAUUCUUAAUCUAAACUUAAAAUUUUAUAUUUCUUCCUUAUGGCAAAAACUACAAGCCACCAUGUGCACAGAUUACACCGUGAGUUGGGUUGGCUCUCCCACAGCCUCUGAGGUGAAUUACAAGAGUCCCAGCCAUUAUCAUCUUCCUCCUGUUGUUUUGAAAUGGUUUUUUUCUUUUUUUUUUUUUGUACAUUUUGGCUACAGUAUUGGUGGUAGAAUAUACUAUAAUAUGGAUCAUCUCUACUUCUGUAUUUAUUUAUUUAUUACUAGACCUCAACCACAGCCUUCUUUUUCCCCUUCCACCUCUUUGCCUGUAGGAUGUACUGUAUGUAGUCAUGCACUUUGUAUUAAUAUAUUAGAAAUCUACAAAUCUGUUUUGUACUUUUUAUACUGUUGGAUACUUAUAAUCAAAACUUUUACUAGGGUAUUGAAUAAAUUUAGUCUUACUAGAAAAUAAAAGAAGAUGUUUUGUGGCUUUGUUGAAAAGGUGUUCUUAGGUAAGAAUGUUUUGACCUUCACAGAUACGCAGUUUUAACCCUUUCGUAUUAUAACAAGCCCUGAGAGAAAAAGGCCUCUUUACCGAGAGAUACUUUAAAAUAAAAGAUGUUUUAAUUGACAUGCCCAAUAAUUGACCUAGUAGAUAAGAUGAUUUUAACAAUGAAGGAUAAAGUCUCUUCAACGGUUGGUUGGUUUAUUUCAUUUCUAUUUUAUUUUAACUUAAUUUUAUUACUUUUUAAAUGUUUCCAGUGUUUUAAGGUCUGUGUUGUGGUUUUAUUAUUACUGUCUAUGGGCAUAGUGGGAAUCGUCAUUGAGACUUUAAAGAAAUUAUAAAAAUUGGUUAUAGGGAAAGCUGGAUUUGGGCAUUGGGGUCAGACCUGGUCUCUGAUGUCUGGCUUUGCCCCUUUAUUAGCCAUUUGAGUCUCUUUGCAUUUGUGAGCCUCCAAACUUCUGUAAA